Molecule: messenger RNA, 1543 nt
Organism: Aspergillus neoniger CBS 115656
Lineage: Eukaryota; Fungi; Ascomycota; Eurotiomycetes; Eurotiales; Aspergillaceae
Product: DUF1365 domain-containing protein
Exons: 2
Coding region: 5-1543 (512 amino acids)
Source: RefSeq, a predicted model, not a curated record
CAACAUGUCUACACUUCUUUCAUUUUCAGAUUUGCACGGGAUGCCUGAGCCGAUAUUCUACCCCUGUCAGGUUCGACAUACCAGGGUACAUCCAGUUGUUCAUUCAUUCUCCUAUCCCUAUCUUUGGGUUGUGCUGCCUGUUCGGUGGCGGGGCAACAGUAUCGAGAAAUACAACUCGCCUGUCGUCGGCUCUGGAUGGUUUACCGUGGAUCCCGGUGAUUACCUGGAAAGAGGCAACCAUACUGGACUACACGGGAAGCUUCGUCACUAUCUGCAUAGUCAGCGCCUCCGGGAUGAAGAAUACCCCUACGUCUUUCUUCUUACUGCUCCCAAAGUGCUAGGCCAUGUCUUUAAUCCCGUCUCUUUCUGGUAUUUAUAUUCCAUCAAUAAAACCUUGGCCGCGGUUAUCUUAGAGGUGAACAACAACUUUGGUGAGCGGCAUAUGUACUUGCUCCUAUCGACUGGGUCAACUUCUGGGGACACUAGUGUUGCCGAUCCUGCAGAUCAGCCUUGCCAUACAUUGAACCGCUUCUCCAGCACCUGGUCGAAAGACUUUCAUGUUUCACCGUUCAAUCCCCGAGAGGGCAUGGCAUAUACCCUAACCACCGCUGAUCCCUUGCGGUGCGAAAGGCCGAUCGACAGUCGGAUCGUGCUAGUUGCCUCCAAUCGGGUCCGACUCAUUGCUUCUAUCCGCGCUACGGGGCCGGCGAUCCGCCCAGCUGCUCUCUCCGCCUACCAGCGAUCCCAGCUGAUCUUAUCGUGGGGGUGGGUGGGGGCUUUAACGGAGCCACGCAUCUAUUUUCAGGCUGCAAUGCUGCAUGUGCAACGGAAAUUACGGGUCUGGUCUCUGCCGGUGCCAUUGGAGAAAACAAUCAGUCGGCGCGCAAAUCGACUCGAACGUUCGCUCGAAUAUUUUGUUAGGGGAUACCUGCGGCAUCGAGUGGAGAACACUGACGGAUCAUUUACCGUGCGGUAUUCCGCUGCAGGACUGUUUGCCAACGACGCGGUCGAGAUCAUGCAAUCACCCUCGGCGCGUGCAGUUUCGAGCAAAUGCCCGGACAAAGCCGUUGGAUUUCGGGUUCUACGGCCGGACUUCUACACCUCCUUCGUAGAGAGUCAAGCCUUGACCGCCGAAGAAGUCUUCAAGCUCUUGGCGGGACAUGAUUUCCUGCGCGUGUCGCGCAUGAAUGUGCUUCGGGAUCUAUUCUGUGAUGAAUCAGGCUCGUUUCCAGAACUUGCCAAACUCUCUAGACCCGGUUGUCUCGCUUUCCGAAUCAUCGCCUGGUUCCGAAAGGGGCGGCCCGCAGCGAGUGCUGGUCUGCGUUCUUUGUCCGCCCUGGACUACUACGUGCUGACCAGCUGUAGUCCUACUGAGCAGAGGCACUACGGGAUGCAAGUGAUGAAGUUGUUUCUUAGUCGCUACUUUGCCUUUGGGAACGUACCGAUCUUUGAAGUUGAAGUUCUUGUCGCCCUCCUGGCUGUGGGGUGGGGUCUCCUGGCCACCCUUAGUCUGGUUUAUUCUCCAGAUGAUACCACUGUCUGA